AGUAAAAAGAACAACACAAAGAAAAGGAAGUCGCAAAACGAGCAGUUUGCAAAAACAAGUUAAAUUACUAAUAUUCGCAAUAUUUAUUCAAUAUUAAUCAAUAAUAUUACUACUGAAGUAUUAACAAAUUAGUUGAUAAAAGAAAAUGGUUUGUGAUAUUUCCAUGCAUCGGAAUGUAAACAGAAAACAAAGUGUAGGCAAAAUAAAUCAACUCCAAGUUACAUAGAAUCGGACAGUGGAUCAAAACGAAAUUUGGGAAAACUAUUCGAAGAGAAAACAACACAAAGAGGAGUCUUUUCAAAAAAUCAGUCUUUGGAGUGUGUUAAAUGAAUCAGAAUUUUCUCAUCGUUGUGGUGUUUUAACGUGGUACUUUGCUUUUCCAUGGCAUUGUAGUUUUAAUUAAGCCACCACAACUUCGAACCACUGUGUGUAUUUGACUUUUUUAAAGUAAUAAAGCAACAACUAAAAAAGUGUUGGGAAAGAACAAUACCCCAAUUCUAAAGUUAGUUUUGCACAUAAAAUAAAGAAAAUCAAAAUAGUGCGUGAAAUAAAAUACACAAAUAGCUCCAAAUACAAAAGAAAUUCUGAGCGAUUCACAAAACAAUAACAACAACAACGACAAUUGCAAAUUAAUUGGAACUAAUUGUUGGAGAGCAGACAAUUUCCAGCCAUCUAUUUGCUUGUUUGUGCAAGUUACUUGGCUACUGUGAUUUCUGAAUUCCAUAACAUCAUCAUCAACCCGAGGGACGUACAUGCGGCAACAUAAUGUGGAUAGAACCUAAAGAACUUCUAUUACCUUCGGCAUUUUGGAUUGCCGAAAAACAUUCCAAAUAUUUUGUGCUGCAAAAACGCCGAGGCCAUGGCGAAUCACGUGGUUUGGGAUCAAUAUUGGUUGGAACAUUUGACAGUGUGUUUGACACCAAACCGGCACCGUAUCGAAUUCUUCACCAAACACCAAAUUCUGAAGUUUCAUAUGAAAUCGCCAUUGGUGUCAACCAAGAAGAAAUCUACAAAGACUGGGAUUGGUUAUCCAAAAAUCUUUUCAAAGUCCUAAAUGAAAUGGAAUGCGAAGAGGAGAUAACAAAUUUUACCAUAUGUAAAAUUAAAUCCCUGUACACGCAAAACAAUCAGGAUGAAACAGGAGAUUCGGCUGAUUUCAAAGUAAAUCAAUCGAAAUUUCGACAGUAUUUCAAUAUGCCCGAAGAGGAACAAUUGGUUAACUAUUAUUCGUGCACUUACAUUAAAAAUAAAAUACCACGCCAAGGCCACCUGUACAUCUCCCUAAAUCAUGUGAGUUUCUAUUCAUAUAUGUUGGGUCAAGAAACCAAACGAAGUAUACGUUUUACGGAACUUGAAGAAUUGUCGCACUAUGGCAAUACAAUUUAUUUGAAAACCAACAAUAAAAUGCAAUAUAAUUUUACCAUACUAUUUGAUCAUGUGGAAGCCUAUGAGCUUAUAGAGCAAUUAAAUAAAAUGGCCAUACAACGCAUUAUACAGGAUCCUGAUAGUCCAAUUAUCGACCAAGAAUCCUCAUUGCUGCAACGAUUUGGUCGCAGAUCUUCGAAGAAGCCAGCAUUGUGUAGUGAUUUGACUGCCAGACAAAAAUCAGAAGAGUAUCGUAUGUAUUUCCGUUUGCCACAGAGGGAGAUAAUAGAUGGUACCAUAAAAGCAAACUUAUUUACACCCUACUCGAAGCGUUAUGUGCCCGGUAAUAUUUAUCUUUCGACGAAUUUUAUUUGCUUCACAAGUGAUACCAAGGGAUUUGUCAGUGUCGUUAUACCCUUAAAGGUUAUUAAGAGUGUUGAAAAGAAAGAUGAUGGCGGCCAUCGCUAUGAAAAUCAAAUUGUUAUAACCUCCUCGGAAAAUGUGCCCUUUGUCUUUGCUCAAAUCGUAGAUCGUGAUGUUUUAAUAACAAAAAUCACCAAUUUGCUUUCAAAAUUCCAUGUUCCCGCCAGAAAUGAACGUCCCAAAUACGAUAUCUCCUGGAGCAAACAAUCGGCUCUGAUCAACACCUUCAAAACACAAUUUUCCCCAGCCAUGCAGGAGAAACAAAAUCAAAAAAUUGCCCGCUGGGAAUCACAUUUCCGUGACUAUGGUCGUGGCAUUUCAAUGUUUCGCACUACCGAUGUUAUAAAUCUCAUUGCCGAGGGUGUUCCCGAUCAUUUGCGUCAAGAAGUUUGGCUAAUAUUUUCCGGAGCCAUACACGAGAAAGAUAUGCAUCCGGGUUUGUAUGAGGACUUGGUCGAAAAGGCUGCAUGCAUCAAACAAUCAUCGACUCAUGACGAAAUCGAAAGAGAUCUACGUCGUUCACUGCCCGAACAUCUUGCCUUUCAGAGUGAAGAUGGCCUGGGGGCAUUGAAACGCGUCCUGCAAGCCUAUGCCUUGCGAAAUCCCCAAGUGGGCUAUACCCAAGGUUUGAAUAUAAUCACAUCUGUAUUUUUGCUGUUUUGCGAUGAAGAAAAUGCCUUUUGGUUGUUGGCCAGUUUAUGUGAAAAUCUACUACCUGACUAUUAUAAGGAUAAAGUUGUAGGAGCUCAGAUUGACCAAGGAGUUCUCAAUGAGCUAAUUAAAAUGUACCUACCCGAAUUGCACGAACAUUUGGAUUCACUGGGUACCAUCAAGAUGAUAACAAUAUCCUGGUUCCUAACGAUAUUUAUCAGUGUGAUUUCCUAUGAGAGUGCUCUACACAUUAUAGACUGCUUCUUUGUUGACGGUGCAAAGAUUAUUUUCAUAAUUGCCCUGCAAAUUCUCGAAUGGAACAAGGAACAACUGUUGAAAUGUCAGGAUGAUGGUGAAUCAAUGAUGUUGCUGUCAACAUUUUUACAGGGUAUUUAUAAUCCAGAUUAUCCUUCUCCGCUGGAAAAUGAAAAAAGGAAAUUCAGACGCACACAAACCGUUCAAACGCUCAUCCAUGAAGCCUACACGAAAUUUAGCCACAUUACGCUGCAGAAGAUCGAAGAGUUGCGCAACAAACAUCGUCGCCUGACCAUGCGUAAAUUCGAUUUGGACAAUGAGGAGACAAUUGUGAAAUUCCAUGCAGAAAAUCCAUACUUCGACAAGGAUGAACUGCGACUGCUGCUGUCCAUAAUACGCGAAGAGAAGAAUGCUUUUCGCAAAGCUCAUUUGCAAAAGAUACAGGCUCAGGUCGGUGAAUCUCCCAUUUUAGUGCCAUCCCCAUCAACAAGCCGUCCAAAAUGGGGCUUUAAUGAGGGCAACUGUAGCCGGGCCGAGGCCUAUGGUGUAGACUUUGAUACAUUCCGUGUGUUGUUCUAUGAACUGAUGCCUUGGAAAUCAUGUGUUACCAUCGAUUUGGCUGAAAAAAUAUUUAGGCUAACGGAUAAGAAAAGUACCGGAACUUUGGAAUUUGCCCAGCUCAUAAACGCGUUUGGUUUGCUGUGCUCCAAGAAAUACACCGAGAAACUUAAACUUUUAUAUAUUUUGCAUUUACCGCCUCUGUUGUCCAAGGCGGAAAUUGAACAGGUACGUAGACCCAAGACAAAGACCAAAGAUGAUGCCGAGGAGGCCAUUGAGGCGGAAGACUUCUUUGAGGAAGAAGCUUCUGAGUCGAUUGAGGCCUUGCCCUCGCCCACGGACAACAACUUUGACGAAGACGAUUAUGCUCUGAUAACGGCCACAAGAAGGCUGCACGAUUUGGCCGGUAUAUCGGGUAGUACGUUUAUGGAUAUACUGAGACCACCGAACAAUCAAGCGGGUAAUUCAAACGCCUCAUCGAUGGCAGUAAAUGCAAGAACAUCAACAUUUUAUGUAGAUCUUUCAGAAGAUGAAAUAAGCAUGCCUGGCACCAGCGGAGGAGCAAUGGGUGGUGGUGGUGGUGGCGAGGGCAGUGCCCUUGUUGGCGGUGGCUCAAAUUCCCAUAACGGCUCAGCAGCAGCCGCCCUAUCUCCACUGCGGCAGCAAGGUCGUUUCGAGUCCAUUGAUACCUUUUCGGACAUUUCCGAUUUGGGUGUGACCAAGGUAACACCUCCCCAACUCAAUGUUGAAACAAUUUCGAAUUUCUCACAAAUCAGUGAUCUGGUAAUGGCCACAAAUGUCAAAAUGGAACGAAACGAUUCGAAUACGGACACCAAAAGUUUGGGUAGUCUGAGAGCUCUGUUCGAUCAGCCCGAUGGUAGUGGUUCGCCCAAUAAGCAAAUACCUAAUAUGAAAAAGGCCAAUUUUCAAAUAUUAUGGAGAAGUAUUCAUGAGAUAUUGGGAGCAUCUGAUGCUGAUAUGAAUAAUGCCUAUAAAAAUCUCAUUGAAAUGGGAAAUUGUAAUUUGAAAAAAGAAUCCAGUCUGGAGAGUUUUACACAACUGAAUUUAGGUGGAAAUGAAGAGCCCGACUCAAAUGGCAACCCAACCACACCAUGUGAACCGCCCGGUACUACGAAACUUUUCAUGGAUUUGGAAGAAGAGUUGAGACAAGCACGCGGAGAAUCAAAUUCAUCCUCAAAUCAAAAGUCCAGCAAAAAUACAAGCAGCAGUAAUAGUUCCAUUGACUAUGAUUAUUGGGAGAUAUCCAUUAAUCAAUUCAUUGCCACAGUUUUAAAUGUUAAGUCCAUAGUAAAGGGUUUCUACACACGAACGCCCAUCAAGGAGAAUAUAGAGAAAAUGCAAAAGAACCGACGCAAGUGUAUACCAACGAGCUACUAAAUGUAUCUACUAUGCGAAAAAAAUAUAGUUGGAUGAACAAAAAACUGCUGGCAAACUCAUUAUGUUUGGAAAACAAAAAAACAUUUAGUUUUAUAAGGAUUUCAAAAAUUUCGUUUUUGCAAAUAUCUUGUGUUUUAUAUAGACGUAUUUGAUAAACAACAAUUAUUUAGCUUUAAAUUUUCUCAAAUGUUAUUGCUAAACGAAUAGUUCAUGUGAUCAAUAUUAUUUUCUCAUACACAAAUGUAUUUAUAUAUAAUUUUUUUUUUUUUAUUAUAACAUUUUUCUAUUUUACUUUCCACACUAUUUUGGCAUGAAGUGUCACACAAUAUGAGUAGAUGUUAGGUGAUCCUUACUGGGCAUUGCUGUGUAAAUUUUGAAAUAGAUUGACUUUCAAAACUUAACACAAUUUUUGCUAGCCAUUCGAAAAGUUUGGAUUAUCCAAAUAUUAUGGCCUCAUUUAGUAUUGAAGAUAAAGAAAUUGAACUGAAUUAAUGAUUUUUUGUUGGAUUUUUUUUUUUUUUUUUUUUUUUUCAAAAAGUGUGAAAAGUUUAAAAUAAUUGAUAUUUAUUUGAAGAGAACUCAAAAAAAGGAAACAAAAUAUAUUUCAUAAAUUAUAUAGAUACAUAUACACAAUAUUCAAUAUUAUUAUCUAAAUAUUAUUAUAUAAUAAACUAACUAAUUACAAAAUAA
Musca domestica (house fly) is the source of this 5340-nucleotide messenger RNA. RefSeq names its product TBC1 domain family member 8. The transcript has 12 exons. Lineage: Eukaryota; Metazoa; Arthropoda; Insecta; Diptera; Muscidae. The record is from RefSeq and is a predicted model, not a curated record. Gene Ontology annotation, molecular function: calcium ion binding. The coding region runs from base 766 to 4650 and encodes 1294 amino acids.